AACAUCUGUCCUUCAGUCAAGGCGUGGAUUAAAAUUCAAAUAAAAACGUAUAUUCUGAACAACAAAUGUGAUGAUGGAGUCUGCACAAAGUUUCUCUGAGCAACAUGCGGAACGAUUACUUCCCAAUACAAUCGCACAAUUAAUUGCUGCUGUCUUUGGAGUAUUCGGAAACUCUCUUGUUCUAUUAGUGUACUGUAGAUAUGUACAAGACAAAACUGUUUCUCGGUUUUUCAUUCCAAUUCUGGCAUUUGUGGAUCUUGCAGGAUGUGUUUCCAAUGUGACCCAAUUUCACAUUGACAACACCAUGCGUUACAUAUACCCUAGUGAAAUAUUAUGUAAAAUUUUUAGUUUUUUAAUCAUUCUGACAGGAGGGAUGUCAGCGCACUUAAUACUUGCGAUAGCAUUACAGAGAUAUUUAAUCAUCUGUCGUCCGUUUGGUCCGCAAAUGACAACAAAAUCAUGCAAAAUUGCUACCAUGAUUAUAUGUCUAAUAUCGAUUGGGUAUUCCGCUCCAAUUGUGAAAUUCAGCGGUAUACUUGAACCCUCUUCGGUAACAGUGUGUCAUUUCGAUGAUGGAAGCAAUGGAAACAGUGUAAUGAUCCCGUAUUUUGGAGCUCUUCUCAUUCUUUCUUUUAUAAAUAUCAUUGUCACUUCCGCUCUGUACAUUCCUGUGAUCAAAACUAUUUAUAAAACAUUGUCACCUACCAAACGAAAUCGAACCAGUACAAUUCCAGACGACGUCACCGAUAUCUCAUCCAAAGAAACACAGGAUGUCAGUUUUGAAAAUAUAACAAUGACGGCUGUACCACAAAAUGUUGUGAGAACCCAUAAUACUGAACCCCCAAACACCUUAAAGACCCACGAAAACCGGGAACAAAGAGCGCGGAGGAAUAUCAGCGUCAUGUUUCUCGUCAUCAUUAUUGUCUACGUAGUUUCGUAUCUGACGUCACUUGUUACGCAGGUCUACACUUUCUUACAUCCCAAAAUGGUCCUGAGAGGGUUCAUGUUAAAUUUGUUCUAUUUCUGUCUGCGUUUGAACCUUCUGAAUCACAUUGCUAAUCCGUAUAUUUACUGGAUUUUUGACAAUAAAUUCAGAAAUGAACUUAGGAGGAUUUGCUGUGAGAAAAUUUUCAAAAGAUAAUCGUCUUCGUUGUAA
Molecule: messenger RNA, 1156 nt
Organism: Saccostrea echinata
Lineage: Eukaryota; Metazoa; Mollusca; Bivalvia; Ostreida; Ostreidae
Product: annetocin receptor-like
Exons: 1
Coding region: 71-1141 (356 amino acids)
Biological process (GO): neuropeptide signaling pathway
Cellular component (GO): membrane
Molecular function (GO): neuropeptide receptor activity
Source: RefSeq, a predicted model, not a curated record